UACCAUAGAAAACCGGAGCAUCACAACAAACCGGUGUGUAACCUCGCCGUGACAACAGUAGGAGCGCGACACUGCCAGAAUGACUAUGGAUUCUAUGAAAAUGGAAUUACCUGCUUUUGGUGAGCGUGUAUUUCAGGCGGAUUAUAUUCAGAAGAAAAGGCAUCGAAGGGGUAAGGUGGAGUACCUGGUCAAAUGGAAGGGAUACUCAGUCAAACAGAGCACAUGGGAGCCAACGGACAAUAUUUUGGAUCCCUUGCUGAUAGCAGAGUUUGAUUCCAAGAGGGAGGAGUGGAGGAAGAAACAGAGGAUGCUGAGGAAGAAGAGGAAACUGCGUUUGGCCAGCGCCGAGCAGUUGAGUGACACAGCUGAGAGCGAGCAGGAGGAGCUUGUCAUCAGCCCACCCACCAAGAAGCGGGUACAGUCGCAGGAAAACCUGUGGCCGUACCUGCCCUCGGACAGGCUACCCCUGCUGUGGGGCAGCCCCCCACGGGCCAUCAAACAGAGAAAGGUCAAACAGAAACAGCACAGCAGUCGCUCCCGAGGGGGUAGUGACGCCAAGGACAAGUCCGAGCGGAGUAAGUCCAAGAAGUCCAGGAAAGAGUUGUGUAUGAUAAAGGAGGAGAAUGAGAAAAGGGAGGAAGAGGAGGAGGAUGAUGAUGACGUUGAAGAUGAUGAUGAAGAAGAUGAGGACAAAUGGUCCAGCUCGGAGUGCUGGGAAGUGAAGUACUCCCCCACCCUCACCUCCUCCCCGGGAGAGCCUAAUGUCCUGAGGGUGCACAGAGUGCGGUCAGACAUUGAUUACGUCGACCGAGAACUCAGCCCCUGCAACGACAUCCUCUCUGAGAAAAAAGAGCACCAAUUCAACAACAACACCAUCAAGAGUAGCAACAACAACAUCUACUCAGGCGCAGACCAGACAACAGCGUACGACCUGAGCGCCCACAGCACCACUACCACCAGCAACAGUUCCUCCAACAACCCACUCUCCAGGAGAUUGUCCAACGAAGACGACGAGGAUGACUGGAACUUCGGCACAAAUUACCAGAACCAAGUCAACAAGGAACGGGAACGUCUGGAAGCUCAAAUCCUGAAGGAAGAUCUUGAAUGCCAACAGUCUGAAAUGUCGCAGUGCCACCCUGGCGGCAGUCAGCAGCCGUACGCCAACGUGGACCAAUACCACCACAAAAAACUCCAUCAUGCCAAACGUCGAAACACACUCGACGCAGCUCAGAAUAUCACAAUCACAGAUGUCAACUGCCACCAGGUGAAGGUCACAUUUGUUGAAAGUGCUUCUGGGCAGGGGUUCUUCAAGGAAAUGCAGACAGCUCGGACGGGCUGAAACAUCUGACCACCCCACCCCUGGUCUCCCGUCUCGGCACCCAACAGAACCAGCAAGUCUCGGAGUCAAGAAAUAUUCAACUUUUUACUUGAGUUACCAUGUGCAAUCUGAUAGAAAAAAUCAGCACCAAUCAUUUGUUUCUUUUUUGCUCUUGAUUAAAAGUUGGAGAAAGAUUGUGAUCGUGAGAGAUUUCCCAUUAUGGAGAAAGAUUGUGAUCGUGAGAGAUUUUCCCAACAUGGAUAUGUUCAACUCACUCCAGGCCACACUAAAUGUAACAGAAAAUCUUGGAUAUGUACGUUCCCGUUUAUGUUGUGGAUUAUUUUGGAUUAUUUUCUGGCACUGUCCGUGAUGCUUUUUGCACAAGUGACAAGUUUUGAUCCUUCCAUCGCAGGAUUACGUUUUCACCGGAUUGGAUCAUCCACUGUUCCAGCACUACAACCUGCACUGUUACUCAUGUCAUCUUUGAUGUGAAGACUUCAUCCGUUCAUGUCAUCUUUGAUGUGAAGACUUCAUCCAUUCAUGUCAUCUUUGAUGUGAAGACUCACCUAUUCAUCUUUUUUUUUGAAGACUAUCACUUAUUACAUCUUUGAUGUUAAGACUUCAUCAACUCAUGUCUUUUGAUGUGAAGCAACGUCUGUUCUAGUUAUCUAGGAUGUGAAGAACUCAUCACUGUUUUAAUCAGCUUCUUGAUUUAACAUAAUUAUCUUCAAGUACUGAAGGCCGUUCUUAAAGCUUGAUUGACAGUUCAUCAAACCCAUCCCUUGACCCAGGAACCAAUCAGACCAUGACCAGUCGACUAAAACCACAGUUCCAUUUAUUUAUUUUUGUGGAUCUCAGCUGUGCAUGUAUUUUCUGUGCCCCGCCCCCUGAUGUUUUCAAUGCGUGUUGCCCACUGCCAUACGUGAAAGUGCUAUGUUCCUACCGAGCCAAUGCUUUUCGUUUACUUUGUUCUGGUUUAAAAAAAAUAUUACCUUACAAAAAUGUUUUCUCCUGCAAUAUCAUCUUUUUUCUAUUACAUUUUUUAGCAACUUUAGAUUAUCUACAAAUUGCCUUCAUUGCAAGAAAAUCUUUGUGUAUAUAUAUGGAUUAACUCCCAAGCCAGCUUUGCAUUGACUCGACAUGUUAUUAUAGCUUGAAUCCUGCAUAGGUUUCAAAUAUUUCAUUUAAAUUAAAUUUAAUACCAAAUUUACUUUGUCUUUUUUCAAGAAAUUGUAUUGGAAAUUAUUUUAUUUCACCUUCUUAAGAAAGAAAAAUUUGAGUAUUGUUAAACCACAGGCAAGUAAAUGUGGGCAAAAACAUUCGCAUUUCUGUUCUGUUUUAUUUAAGAUAAAAAAAAGUAUAUUUUAAACCACUAUCUAAGAUAAUUGUAAAAAUAUGUGUUGAUGUCUAAUAAUGAUUUAGCAGGAAUAUUUUUGUAUUUUCUAGCAGUGUCAACAGUCUUUCAGUUUGAAUGUUAAGUUACACGCGCAAGAUAUUCAAAUGGUCAAAUAUUUUUUUAAAUAGUAUCUCUUCAUCACUGUACAUUUAAGAUAGUGCACUUAAAUCUUUUUAAAACUAAAUGACAGGAAAGAAACCUUUGUUGUCAGAACAGUUAUAUUCCAAAAUCUUUUUUUUUAUUGUUGAGAUCUAAUCAGGAAUACAUGUUUUAUAUAGCCAGAAAUAGUUUAGCAAAUAUGAAUGUAAUUUAACAUUUAUGACACGUAGUCUACCAAUUACCAGAACUAGAAAUAAUUUACCAACUACCAGAAAUAAUUCACUAACUAUCUGAAAGACGUCGGCCUUCUGCUUGAAAACACAUAGGCUGAGUGUUUCACAGACUCAUCCAAGUUAGGAGCCACAUUAAGAGUACGUUAGCCCUCAUAAGUUGCUAAGUGAGUUUAAAUUAUGUCUGUCAGCAGCCUAUGUUUGACAGCAGGCUGUCAUUCUAUUUUCUUCUAUCUUAGCUCAAAAGAUGCAAAUCACAUCAAAAUUAGAUUUUAGAGAAAAUUCAAUGCUGCAUAAAAGCUGUUUUCAAACCUAAGAUAAUGCAGUUUAAAGUUUAAACUACUUUUCCAUAUAAUAGUUAUCCAGAGUCAGUCCAAAUAAUAUUAACCUAUUGAAUCUGAGAAAACAAUUUAACAAGCUAGAAACGUAAGCUUUUGUUAGCCUUUGAUGGAAAAUAUACAUCUACCAAAAGUGUUAAAAAUCAGAAGAUAUUAACCGCCGGAAUCUGUGAAAUCAGAUUUUGAUUGGCUAAACCAGUCUGUUAUAAUGAGAAGAUAUUGAUUGCCUAAAUCUAAAGUAUUACAAUCAAGAUGAAAUUGAUUGCCUCUACCCCACACCCCCACUACCCUUUUAUUGUUACAAAUUGUGCAAAAACAAAAUUGGAAUACUUAGUCUUUCAAAGAAGUAAUAAAAAUUUAUCUGUACAAAGUUUGAGUAACAUUUGUUGUUGUUGAAUCCUUGUUGAAAGUUGUUGACAUUGCUUUACUGUAAAGAUAUUUGAGACAAACCAUACAAACUUGAGUGGCUUACCAGUAGCUCUUGGUACAUUUUUGUUACUGUUCAUUUUAAAAUGGGAAAUUCCCUUAAAAGUUAGGGAAUUCCCCAUUUUAAAAUAUAUUUUUUCUUCACUGACUUCACAGCUUCCAUUGGCAUUGGUUUAAGGUUGUUUAAAUUUGUGCUACUGUUCAGUGGAUGUGAUGAUACACAAAUCCCCUACAUACAUUGUACUUGAAUUUUUUCAGUUAAAUCUCUAAAAAAAUUAUAUACAUGAAAUUAUUGAAAAAAAACAAUGUUUUUUUUUUUUUUAGAAAUUGUAGGGUUGGUUUUUGUAGAGUUAUAACACCUAUUUCUACCUGUACAUUGGCCUUGUUAAAAUCAUUCCUUAUGCUAUUAAUGGAAGCCUGCUAUGAUGACAUGAGAUGUCGAUACAAAGACACAUCAGUGACACCAGUUCUGAAAUACUUUCUCCGUUACCUUUGUGCAUAAUAUUUGCAACACUGUUGAGAAACAUAGGUUCUUAAGUUUAAAAAUAAACAUUCACAAGUCUUAAGAAUUGUAAUGAUCAAUAUUUUAAAAAAAAAAUAUAUUUCAUUAAAACUGUUUUUUAAAAAAGCACAAGUCUACCUUUGAAAAAAAAAAGAAUGUCAUAAAAUGAAAUUUUUUUGUUUAAGAAGGAAUUCAAGUUUUAGAAUAUAAAAUAUUUUCUUGUACCCCAGCUUAGAUAGAUAUUACACAUUUAAUUAAUUUUGAUGACAAACUGCAGGUUGGUUCCAUUUUUGUCAAUUUAAAUUCAAUCUAUUGAUUGCAAUUUUUGUAUUCUCUGCAAAUCUUGAUUUAUUUCUUUUAAAAGGUUUUUUUUUUCAAUGUUUUUUAAAAGCUUUUCACCCCUGGGGAUAAAAUUAACGAUUGAGUCUAAUUUCAAUCAAUGCCUGUGUAGAGCAAUCAGUGGUUAUAUAUAGUUUAAUCACUGUUUGUAUAGUUUACUUUUUUUCUUUGUAAAAAAAAAAAUGUAAAAAAAAAAAAAAAGAUUUCAUUUUCCUGUUGACAUCUUUUGAAAUAUCGCGCACCGGAAAUGACCCCGAUAUAUCCGGGAAUUUCCUCUGGCUCGGUGUAAUGAUUGAUGUAUUAAACGAUGGAUGUUUAGAAGUAUUAUUUUAUUUGUAGUUAGUUGGUAAACCAGAAGAUAAUGGUUGAUUUGUAUCGUGAGGUCACGUGAUUCAAUGGGGCUUGGACAAAUCGUGGCUUGAGUAGGUGAUUUGUGUAGAGGCAUACAGUGGUCACUUCUAUAGAGGCAUACAGUGGUCACUUCUAUAGAGGCAUACAGUGGUCACUUCUAUAGAGGCAUACAGUGGUCACUUAUGUAGAGGCAUACAGUGGUCACUUCUGUAGAGGCAUACAGUGGUCACUUAUGUAGAGGCAUACAGGGGUCUCGUGUAGAGGCAUACACUGGCCCCCAAUGAUCACGUGUAGUGAUCAUGAUAUACAAUGACCACAUAGUGACGUGUUUUACAAGCCACUGUAAAGAAGAAUCGAACGAGCAAUGUAAACAACUUGUUCUUUCCCUUUGUAAACUUGUCGAUGUAUGUACCUCAACACACCAAGCUCCGUGAUCUGAGGUCAUCCAUUUGUAAUCCACAUUCAAUUCUAAUCCACCACUACGGAUUAAAACUAAUCUGUGAGUGGGAAAUUUGAGGUUAAAUAUAGCCUAUAUAUAAAGUUGUUACCGGUAGUUGAAAUAAUUACACAGGUAAUGAUUUGUACUAGAAUAGUCAUAGACACAUUAUAGUAUCAGUUCUUUAUGCACUGGUAUACCAUUUUUUUUAUUGACCACGAUUCUGACAGGAAUAUACAGACCACAAAGAACAUGUACACCACAAACCAAACAAGACCACAUAGACCACCAUUCAAACAGACCACAACAUACAAGAACUUAUACAAGAACAUACAGACUACAACACACACAAAAACACGCAGACCACAAUUCAUUUAGAAUGUACCACAUUCUAUAUCAUGCAGGGAUGUGACUUUUCCGAAUUUUAGCGGAAAUCCGAUUUUUCCGUUUCAGUUGCGAUUUUCCUCCGCUGAUUUGAUUUUCGCCGAAUUUUUCCGCCGAGUUUCAAUUUUUAUCGAUUUUUUACGAAACUUUAAAAAUUAGGAAAAAAAAAACGGAAAUGUCUUCUACGGAAAGGGCCGACAUGCUCAUUCCACUUAUUCGUAUUUAAAUUUAAAUCGACAACUACUGUACUUAGGUCAAACGGACACGCGAAUAUGCGCAUUUCUUUUCGAUUGGUCGAUUUUUUCAAAGCACACUUUUUUUAGCCCAAAUUUUCCGCUGAUAUUUUCAGUUAACUAUUUAACAAAAACACGGAAAAGGUAAUCUAAAAUAAUGCAGUUAUUUAAUUAAAACUUACAUCUCUUAAGCCUGGUAAUCUAGCUAUCGAUAUAGCCUAAUUUACCUAUCGGUAUUUUAACCCGCCUAAAUCUACAGUUUCUCUCUGAUUCUAUUUUAUUUCGCAAUCUCAAAUUAAUAUUGAAAUCCUUGCAAAAGGUGACUAUGAGGACUAGACUAACCCGCCCCGCCUCGUAGCAACGGUGGCUCUUGUGACCUCACCUUGACCCCAAGUACGUUUUCGGUACUGCUUGUGGAAAAAAAAUGACGUCACAGUCAAUUUCUAAUAGCUGUUCCUGAAAUUACGUAUGCUUCGUAGGCCUACAGAUAAAAAAAAUAUACUAAACUCAACGUGACUACGACCGUGUCUUGUUUGUGGAAGAAAAAAUACGUUCAGACUGUGGGGGGAGUCUGGCUUUUGUAGGAGAGAGGGGAGGUAAAUAUCGUCAAAAAAAACGUGGAUGACCCCUAACAAUUUACAGCUAUUCCUAAAAAACAAAAAUAUCGAUGUGGCUUGGUUAUCAUAAUGAAAUUGGUUCACACGUCAGACCCUUUCUAAUUUUAGCUAACCUGGUCCAUUUCAUUUUUCCAUCACAUGAACCUAAAACUUUCAAAUUGUAACUAAUCUUAAUCUAGGGUCUUUACAGUUGAAGACAAAUAUUUUUACCAACCCAAUCUUUAAAAGAAUAUAUGUUAGGCUUUUGGCCCCCUAUUUAAAACAGGGGUACAUCUAGAAUCUACACUAGAUUAGUACAGAUUAAAUUAGCUUAAUGGUAAAAUAAAACUUAAUUGCUACUUUUGUUACAUUGUAAUUUUUAAAAAGUUGUUUAUAAGGUAAACAUUAAAUUGCAAUUAGACUAGACUUUCAAUGUUAUUUUAGAGUAACAUAAACUUCUUGUAUUUAAAAUAUUAACUUCAUUAAACAAUUAAUUAGUACAGUAACAGUAUAAAGCUGCUUAACCGCGAUAAAAAGUAGAUAAAACAUAUUGAGUUAUUAUCCGAAAAAAAUUUCCUAAUUUUUUUUCCUGGUCUGGUCACAUCCCUGAUCAUGCAAACCACACCAACAUGUCACAUACACCAGACCACGCCCCCGAAGUACUUUAAUUGCAUUGAAUAUUACUAUUUUUGUGAUUGUGAUUCUAAUAAAAAUAUUCGUAUUUUCA
Physella acuta is the source of this 7375-nucleotide messenger RNA. Its product is annotated as chromobox protein homolog 8. Gene Ontology annotation, cellular component: PRC1 complex; chromatin. Lineage: Eukaryota; Metazoa; Mollusca; Gastropoda; Physidae. The record is from RefSeq and is a predicted model, not a curated record. Gene Ontology annotation, molecular function: chromatin binding. Gene Ontology annotation, biological process: negative regulation of transcription by RNA polymerase II.